Alternaria postmessia is the source of this 1023-nucleotide messenger RNA. RefSeq lists its product as uncharacterized. Gene Ontology annotation, molecular function: mRNA binding. The record is from RefSeq and is a predicted model, not a curated record. The transcript is spliced from 4 exons. Bases 1 to 1023 code for a protein of 340 amino acids. Gene Ontology annotation, cellular component: ribonucleoprotein complex; nucleus; cytoplasm. NCBI's taxonomy places the organism in Eukaryota, Fungi, Ascomycota, Dothideomycetes, Pleosporales, Pleosporaceae.
AUGACCGAGGUAUCGUCUACGCGCCUAUACCUAGGCAACCUUCCUCGCAAUGCCACCAAGGCAGAUGUCGAGGGCCACUUCCAGACGCAUGGUACUGGUGAGAUCACUGAGAUCAAACUCAUGAAUGGAUUUGGCUUCAUCGAGUACAAGGACGCAAUGGACGCUCGUGAUGUUGUCCCUGAUGGUUCCGACUUCAUGGGCGAGCGCCUCAUCGUCCAGUUCGCUCGCGGCUCGCGUGCCCGUAACGAGAACUUCACUCCCCACGAGCGCGUUCCCCCGCGUCCUAGGCGCACACCAUACCGGAUGAGAAUAGCGAAUCUUCCUGUGGAGACCAGCUGGCAGGACCUUAAAGACUUUGCCCGCCAGUCUGGAUUGGACGUCGUCUACUCUGAAGUUGGCCGCGAGCGCGAUGGCACUGGAUUCGUCGAGUAUGAGACGGCCGCCGACCUGAAGACCGCAGUGGAGAAGCUGGACCGUCGUGAGUUCAAGGGGCAGGAAGUUACCUGUGUCCAGGACGUCUCCGAUCCUCCCCCACCUCCACCUUUCAAACCGCGCGCUCCUUACGGAGGCCCUGGUGGUCCUGAUGACCGGGGCCGUGAUAGAUACCGAUCCCGCUCUCCCAUGGGCCGCCGCGGUGGCGGAUACCCACCUGCGCCCUACGAUGAUUACUACGACCGUCGCGGGCCACCUCGUGGCUACAGCCCUCGUCGCGAUGACUAUCGCCGACGCACACCUCCCCGCGAGUUCUACGACAGGCGUGAUGGAGGUUAUGGACGUUCGCCGCCUCGUGGUCGCAUGCCUGAUGAGUAUGGCCCACCGCGCGCGCGUUACCCUGACGAUCCUUAUGAUGCUAGGGCCCGACCUCCUCCCCGCGGUUACGAUGACCCAUACAUGAACGGUCAUGGACGCCCUUACGAAGGAGGACGACCGCCGUCCCCACGUGGUGCCCGUCCCCGUAGCCCCGGAGGCCGUCCGCCUUACGACGCUGCAGCGGCUGAUUACCCACCACGUGGCCGCUACUAG